UUCCCUUGCGUUUCUGUGGGUAAGGUUGUCGGUUUCAACCGAAAUUUUCUGUCUUUGUUCCGUAAACUAGUUUUGGUUCUGUUUUCGAUUAUCCAAAAGGUUUCGGUUUGUUCUUGCGAAAUUUUGCCUAUUGGUGACCUUAAUAACUGGCGAAACCGACAACCCUAUUCCAAUGGGAUUUUGUGACUGUGGUCAUAGCGGAGUUUUUCUUCCAAGUCAUAGCGGAGUUCUUAGUGGGGGGUAGAUCCACGAAUCUCCUGGCCCUUUGUUUUUCGUGAUUCAGGCCCAGUUCAAUGGACCAAAUUUCGGUACUCCGGUUGGAUCUUCCAUUGAAUUAAAUGAUGGGGUGAGGGGCAAAACGCGGUCUUACAAAAAUGGUUCGGACAAAUCCUUGCGCCAAAAUGACCCCCAACCCAUUAAAAAUGAACUGAACCCGUCUCUUUCGAUCUCUACUGUUCAAUUUUCUCAAAACAGAUAGAAUAAAUCAUGCAACUAUUUGUGAAGACUCUCGAAGGGAAGACUCUAAUCUUCGAUGUUGACGCUUCCGAUACCGUUGAACAUGUCAAAUCUAAAAUUCAAAAUUUGGAGAAUACUCCCGUGGAGGAGCAACGCUUGAUUUGUGCUGGUGUACAGUUCCAAGAUGGAAACACUUUGGCUGAUUACAAGUUGGAGGAACAUUCGACUGUUCAUCUGUCGCUUAGCUUGCUUGGUGGUGGUAAGAAGCGUAAGAAGAAGCAGUACACUGGACCCAAAAAGCAGAAGCAUGUCCGCAAGAAGGUCAAGUUGGCUGUUCUCAAGCUUUAUAAGAUUGAUGACAACGGUCAAAUUCAACGUCAACGUAUUGAAUGUAAUUCUGCCACUUGUGGUGCUGGGAUUUUUAUGGCUAAACACAAGGAUAGACAUUAUUGUGGAAAGUGUCAUCAAACUUUGACUGAGAAGAAGGGUUGA
Messenger RNA from Meloidogyne enterolobii, 948 nucleotides. NCBI's taxonomy places the organism in Eukaryota, Metazoa, Nematoda, Chromadorea, Rhabditida, Meloidogynidae. The record is from the annotation of a GenBank genome assembly.